This is a messenger RNA of Trichomonas vaginalis G3, 234 nucleotides long. Its product is annotated as protein ubiquitination. The transcript has a single exon. Lineage: Eukaryota; Parabasalia; Trichomonadida; Trichomonadidae. The record is from RefSeq and is a predicted model, not a curated record. Gene Ontology annotation, cellular component: cytoplasm; nucleus. Bases 1 to 234 code for a protein of 77 amino acids. Gene Ontology annotation, molecular function: protein binding.
AUGGCCGAAGUUCUACUCUCACAUGGAGCAAAUAUCAAUGAAGAAUGUAAUUAUGGAGAAACCAAUCUUCAUCGUGCAGCACGUGAAAAUGAUAUAAAAACAGUCAAAUUUCUUCUUUCUCAUGGUGCAGAUAUCAAUGCUAAAGAUGCAUUUGGACAAACCGCUCUUCAAAUUGCAAAAUAUCAUCAUCGUAAUGAAAUAGCAGAUGUCCUUAUUUUGCAUGGUGCAAAAUAA